Molecule: messenger RNA, 1284 nt
Organism: Candoia aspera
Lineage: Eukaryota; Metazoa; Chordata; Lepidosauria; Squamata; Candoiidae
Gene: SLC25A33
Product: solute carrier family 25 member 33
Exons: 7
Coding region: 68-1030 (320 amino acids)
Biological process (GO): pyrimidine nucleotide import into mitochondrion
Cellular component (GO): mitochondrion
Molecular function (GO): pyrimidine nucleotide transmembrane transporter activity
Source: RefSeq, a predicted model, not a curated record
GUCGAUCCGGGAGCAGGCAGUUCGCAGCGCGGUGCCGGGAGGGACGGAGGCCGGCUGGGAGGCGGGCAUGGCCGGGGUCGCGCCGGAGAGGAGCACGCUGCUCCACCUGGUCGCCGGGGGAUGCGGAGGAACCGUGGGGGCCAUCUUCACCUGCCCUUUGGAAGUAAUCAAGACAAGGCUUCAGUCCUCAAGAUUGGCCUUCCGGGCCAUCUAUUACCCUCAGGUGCAUCUGGGGACACUCAGCGGUGAUGGCAUGGUCCGUCCAGCAUCUCUGCCCCCCAGUCUCAUCCAGGUGCUCAAGUCCAUUUUGGAAAAGGAGGGACCAAAAUCCCUUUUCCGCGGGCUGGGGCCCAAUCUGGUUGGAGUGGCACCGUCCAGGGCUGUUUAUUUUGCGUGUUAUUCCGGAGCAAAGGAGCAGUUCAGCCACAUCUUUGCGCCCAACAGCAGCAUCGUCCACAUCUGCUCAGCGGCUUCUGCUGCUUUUGUGACUAAUUCCCUGAUGAACCCCAUCUGGAUGGUGAAAACCAGAAUGCAGCUAGAAAGAAGAGUCCAUGGCUCAAAGCAGAUGAACACGUUGCAAUGCGCCAGAUAUGUUUAUCGCUCCGAAGGCGUCCGGGGGUUUUACCGGGGCCUCACCGCCUCCUACGCUGGGAUCUCCGAGACCAUCAUCUGCUUCGCUAUUUACGAAAGACUGAAGCAACACUUGAAGGAUCCAAGCUGGUCUCCUUUCACCGGAAGCCCGGAGAUGAAUUCCACAAAUUUCUUUGGAAUAAUGGCCGCUGCCGCCAUUUCCAAGGGAUGCGCGUCUUGUAUUGCUUACCCCCACGAAGUCAUCCGGACGAGGCUACGUGAGGAAGGCACAAAAUACCGGACCUUCAUGCAGACGGCCCGGCUGGUUUUCCAAGAAGAGGGAUACUUCGCUUUUUAUCGUGGACUUUUUGCGCAGCUCAUGAGGCAGAUUCCCAACACGGCCAUCGUUCUAUCCACCUAUGAGCUGAUUGUGUAUCUGCUAGAAGAUCAAAUUAAGUAGCCGUCCAGAACCAGACUGUAUACGCCAGAGGACAAAACCACCGCCGAUUGUGGGACACUUCACAACGGACUAGGGGAAAAAAAACUUUGAAAGUGACGGACCACUUGCUGGAUGUGGAUUUCCUUUCGGGGAGGUGGCACUUUUUCCUCCCCUCCCCCCCCUUUCUGUGCAAUUUUCCUCCCAGAGUUGUUUUUAAAGGUACGUAUGUUAAUAGUUUUUUUUUUUUUUAACUUAAAGAGAGAAGGUUCAGAAAU